This is a messenger RNA of Panicum virgatum (switchgrass), 1755 nucleotides long. Its product is annotated as pseudouridine kinase-like. The record is from RefSeq and is a predicted model, not a curated record. The transcript has 9 exons. Lineage: Eukaryota; Viridiplantae; Streptophyta; Magnoliopsida; Poales; Poaceae. Gene Ontology annotation, molecular function: kinase activity. The coding region runs from base 129 to 1355 and encodes 408 amino acids.
AGCCCGAUCCAACCCAGCCAUCCCUCCCUCCCCGCCCCGUGCGCCGCCGCUCGCCGCCAACAGCAGCCGGAAUCCUCCUCACUUCUCUCUUCGGCUCCGCACACCAAAGGCGCCGCUGUCCGCCUGGCAUGGCGGAGCCCGCCAACCGGAGGAUGGAGGCCGUCCGCCGUCACCUUCUUCUUCCCCCGCCCCUUCGCCCGAAUCCGUUGAGCAGCCACGCGUCGGUGGAGGAGGAGCCGAGGCCGGUGAUCAUCGGCGGGAUGGUGCUGGAUAUCCAUGCCAAGCCCUCCGUGCCGCCCCAUCCCGGCACGACUGUCCCUGGAAUGGUUAAGUAUGUCAGUGGUGGUGUAGCAAGAAAUAUUGCUGAGUGCAUGUCAAAGCUUGGGACACAACCCUUCAUGAUUAGUGUUGUUGGAAAUGAUAUGGCAGGGGACUUCCUUUUAAAAUACUGGAGGUCUGCUGGAUUAUGUACAGAAGGAAUACUGCAGGUUCAUGAUGUUGCAACCCCAGUAGUAUCAAAUGUCUUUGACGGUAGUGGGGAAUUAAUUGCUGGAGUUGCAAGUGUUGGAGCUGUUGAAAGUUUUCUUACUCCGAGUUGGUUAUAUCGCUUCCGUCAUCAUAUUUCUAAUGCACCACUUAUAAUGCUUGAUGCAAAUUUGCCUCCCGAGUCCCUUGAAGCAGCUUGCAUAAUGGCAUAUGAAUCAGGGGUGCCUGUGUUAUUUGAGCCUGUCUCAGUGGUGAAGAGUCGAAGGAUUGCACCAAUUGCAGAAUAUAUAACUUGCACUUCCCCAAAUGAGAUUGAGCUUGUUGCCAUGGCAAAUUCAUUAUCCCCACCGGUGAAAUAUAAUUACCAUAAAAUGGAGUGCAAGGACAAAGCAGAGGCUGUAGAAUAUUUGUUCGAAAUGCUUAGCCCAGCAAUGUUUUUCCUUCUUGAAAAGGGAAUCAAGUUGCUUGUCGUGACACUCGGCUCGAAUGGUGUUUUUAUUGUUUGCAAAGAGCACAUUGACUUUGUGAAAGAUCAGCGCAAGUGCAAACAGACGCCUUUCUCCAGACAGCUACUUGAAAAAUUGGACGGGUGUUUUCCAUCCAACAAUCCUAUUAAUUUGUGCAGAGAAACCUCUUCAAGAACAUGUGUUUUUCAUUUACCUGCAAUAUCUGCCUCAGUAAUCAGCCUCACUGGUGCUGGUGAUUGCUUAGUUGGUGGUGUCCUUUCCGCUCUAUGUGGAGGCUUGGAUAUCAUCCAGAGUGUCGCAAUUGGGGUUGCUAUAGCAAAGGCAUCUGUGGAAUCUCAUGCCAACAUACCUGAUCACAUUUCCGCUGCAACUGUUUCAGGUACUGAUUAUCUGUUUACCUGACGCAGAUGAUGCAAAAAGGGUUUUGUUGUCUGCCAGGGUACUUUGGUGCAAAUGAAGAUUGAAAUGCCAAGGCCAGGGCUUUGGUGCAACUGAAAGGCAUUCCAUAAUUAUUGUUGAAGCUAUUGAACUCUGAUAGUGUUCUGUACAGUACAUGAUGGAAGGAUGGAGUUGCUAUCUACAAUGGUUCAUCUGUCGUAAGAAGAGGGAACACAGAUCGUAAAUCACAUUUUCUCCCCCUGCUGGCCUGUUCUCAUUUAAACUUUCUGUAAAUUGUGGGUGAGAGUUUGGUUCAGGGAUCAAAUUGCGCUGCAACUUUGAAUUACAUUUGUUGUCCCAAAUUCCCUUUUCGUUAACGUUGCAAGACUGAUGUAUAUGUGUUGUGUAUGUCCACUUUUUUCUA